ACCACAUCGACAGUCCCGGGGGAAAGAGAGGAGGGACAGGGAGAGGGCAGGAAAGAGAGGAGGGACAGGGAUCCACCAGCUCUCCCUCAGCAUCUCCCACCAGGAAAGCCCAGGAGAGGAAGGAGCUGCGGCUCAGGACACCUUUGGGAGGAUCCCUUAGCACAACAUAUGUUACAUCAACACACCCGGCUGCUUUCCCCUUGCAGGAAAGAGGAGAAGGAGGAAGAGGAGAGAGCUGCGGAGUGCUCCAGGGAUUUUCCAUGUAACCCAGGGCGGACGAUGCCCCCGGGAGCUGCUGCCGUGCGCGGCAGGUGAGCAUCACCUGGGGGCAGCCCCGCUCCGCCGGGACUACGGGUAAAACCAGGGUUUUGUCCCUGAAAGGAGAAGGGGAGUGUUUAAAUUCUCCGAGAUCCCCCUGCUCUGAUGCCGUUCUGGAUGUCCCGGUGAGAACUCUUAGAGAUGCCUAUUCUCUCCAGAGGCAGUGACCAAGACUAUAGCAACAUUAGCUACAACUCCUGCAAUUCCUUGAGCCACUUCCUUCCCAUCUGCGUGGAAACCCCUUCUGUCAAGGGGGUCCAUUACCAGAGAGCCAGGAGGAUUUACCGCCCUGACCAAGUGUCUGCAGUCGAUCUGAAGACAGAGAUCAUGAUCAACGUUGGGGGCAUCAAGUACCUGCUGCCUUGGAGUACUUUGGACGAGUUUCCCCUGACCAGACUGAGCAAACUAAAGCUUUGCAGCAGCUAUGAAGAAAUCAUCCAGCUGUGUGACGAUUACGAUGAGGACACCCACGAGUUCUUCUUCGACAGGAACCCCAACGCUUUCGGGAUGAUUGUCAGCUUCCUAGCAGCAGGGAAGCUGAUGCUCUUGAGAGACAUGUGUGCCUUGUCUUUCCAGGAGGAGCUGAGGUACUGGGGCAUUGAGGAAUCCAACCUGGAGAACUGCUGCUUUCGGAAACUCUUCCAGAAGCUGCAGGAGCUGGCCGAGAUCCGCAAAGAAGAGGAGCUCCGGAGGAGCAAGGAAGCUUCGUGUGUCUUGGAUGAGAAAACCAGAUUUGGGCAGUUCAUGAACAGACUCAGAGAUAUGGUGGAAAACCCCCAGUCAGGACUGCCAGGCAAAGUCUUUGCUUGUCUCUCCAUCCUCUUUGUGGCCACCACGGCUGUCAGCCUUUGUGUGAGCACAAUGCCAGAUUUAAGAGCUGAAGAAGACAGGGGUGAGUGUUCCCAGAAGUGCUAUUACAUCUUCGUCAUUGAGACCAUCUGCGUGGCUUGGUUCUCCCUGGAGUUCUGCCUCCGCUUCAUCCAGGCCAGGAGCAAGUGUCAGUUCUUCAAAGGACCCCUGAACAUCAUUGACUUCUUGGCCAUUUCCCCUUACUACGCCUCCCUCAUCUUCUCCGAGGACGACUCCAGCGAGGAGGAGGACAGGCCGAGCAGCAACACGUACCUGGAGAAGGUGGGCUUGGUGCUACGGGUUUUACGUGCCUUGAGGAUCCUGUACGUCAUGCGCCUUGCCCGCCACUCCCUGGGCCUGCAGACCCUGGGCCUCACCGUGCGCAAGUGCACGCGGGAAUUCGGGCUGCUGCUGCUCUUCCUGUGCGUGGCCGUCACCCUCUUCUCCCCGCUGGUGUACCUGGCCGAGAACGAGUCGGGCAGGGUGCUGGAAUUCACCAGCAUCCCCGCCUCAUAUUGGUGGGCCAUCAUCUCCAUGACCACGGUGGGCUACGGGGACAUGGUGCCGCGGAGCGUGCCGGGCCAGAUGGUGGCUCUGAGCAGCAUCCUCAGCGGGAUCCUCAUCAUGUCCUUCCCCGCAACCUCGAUAUUCCACACCUUCUCCCACUCCUACUCCGAGCUGCGCAAGGAGCACGAGCGGCUGCAGUCGCGGCUGAACCGAGCCAAGAGUGCAAACCGCUCUGGGGAGAGCGACACCUUCAACGAGACGGACAGCCUGAUCCUGGAGGGGCAGGCCUCCCCCAUCAAAUACAUCUACACUGGGAACUGA
Molecule: messenger RNA, 1995 nt
Organism: Passer domesticus (house sparrow)
Lineage: Eukaryota; Metazoa; Chordata; Aves; Passeriformes; Passeridae
Gene: KCNG4
Product: potassium voltage-gated channel modifier subfamily G member 4
Exons: 4
Coding region: 460-1995 (511 amino acids)
Biological process (GO): protein homooligomerization; potassium ion transmembrane transport
Cellular component (GO): membrane; voltage-gated potassium channel complex
Molecular function (GO): delayed rectifier potassium channel activity
Source: RefSeq, a predicted model, not a curated record